AUGAAGUCCAAUGCCGCCCUCGCCGCGAUCGGUUUCGGCAUCACCGCCUGGGCUGCUCCGGCCGACACCUGUCAUGACUACUCUGUUGGAAAGAGUCAGUGCUACACGGCCACCAUCACGGUCGGCGAGGUCAACCCCUGCCCGUAUCAAGAGUGCCCGUUCCUGCACCGCUGCCGCGCCACGCCGCUGACGACGAGCACCAUUGUUCCCAUUCCCUGCAAGUAUGUUCAGUUCUCUGCCUCGCUCAUCUCUUUUGUUACCGUCGCAUCAUUGACCACAACCAGGAACCCCUGCUGCCGCAAUACUGCCACCAAGACGGUCACCACGUCAUGCGGCACCUGCCCCACGACCUGCACUGCGAUGUUCACGGAGACCAUCCACCGCUACGAGGAUAAGUGCGAUGAAGACGGGUUUGCCCUCAGCUACGACGCUGCAGCUGCUGCUGUCCCGGCCCACGUCGAUGCCACUCCUACUGCUGAGCCCGGCCGGGGUGGCGUUGCUGCUCCGAACCACCAGCCUCCUCCUGGGCCCACCGCCCGCCCCAUUGAUGACUUGGUUGAGGUCGAAUGCAACCCUCGUGUUCUUCAGGAGAUGCGUCAAAAGAUUGAGGAGUUUGAGACCAGCCCUCCUGAGCCUGACGUGAUCUUGGACCUGCGACAGCAGCUGCGCGAGCAGUCGGCCAUUAUUUCGGCCUACCGACAGUUGAAUUUCGUGGAAAAUACAAAAGUAGAAAUGGGUCUCCAUCGAUACAAGCAUGUCAAUGAAGAGCAAAUUGUUGAGGACCUGAGACAGACGACCGUCGGACAGCACUACCGGAAGCGUUCGCCGCCACCGCUGUCGCUCGGCCCAGACGGCUCGGUAGCCACACCGCAGCCGACGCACCACUUUGGCCCCGGCGGUAGGCGCCCGGAUGCCACCACUGAAGGGGGUGACGCGGCGGUCGAGACGGCCACACGGACGCCGACGCCCGAGGCUCGCAAGGACUGGCGCCCUCUUGUGGCGGAGCCUGACUAUGAGACUGAUGUCGAAAGCAAAGCGGACCAUCCCUCUCGCCCCUUGGUCAAGAAGCCUGGAUUUGCGAUUGAGGCCGAAGAUGAGCUGGAUUCCUCGUCGCCGCCCGUCAACCACAUCCCUCGUGCCAAGAUUCUCCAGGAUGAGCCCGUUGACGAGGCUGUCGAGGAUGCCGAGGCCGCUGCUCCCUCUCCCGUGACCAAGGACGAUGAUACCAAGACGCCUACCGAAGAUGAGCUAUUCCCGGAGCUGUGGCACUCCAAGUGGGGUCACGGCCCUGUCAACAACUGGCCCUCGCCUUCCACCCCUGAUUCCCUGCCGCCCGUCCUGGGCUCGCCUCAAGGCCUGCCUACGGACGGUGGUAUGGCUGAUGCAGCCCAUGCAGCUGCAGAAACUGAUAUGCCCACGCCUACGCGGGCUCCCAUCGCUGCCCGUAGACCGCCCUCACACCUGGGGCCUACGCCCUUGGCCGCGUACAAGAUCCACGAGGAGGUCGCUGAGGCUGCGGCUGCUCAUGAUGUUGCUUAUUGGAAGAAGUUUGGCGAGGAGCAGGCUGCUAAGCAGGCUGCUGCCGAAAAGGCUGCUGCUGAAAAGGCUGCUGCUGAAAAGGCAACUGUCAAAAGGGAAGCUUCCGACGAGGCCGCUGCUCCUGAGCCUGCGGACAGCGCCAACGGUGUCAACGACGGCAAUGAUGGUUAUAAGGACCCUUACCCCGACCCCGAUACCGUGGGUGGCGUGCCCAAGUACGAGAAGCCCCAUCACCCUCACCACAUCCCGCCAAACAACGUCUAG
Molecule: messenger RNA, 1803 nt
Organism: Sporothrix brasiliensis 5110
Lineage: Eukaryota; Fungi; Ascomycota; Sordariomycetes; Ophiostomatales; Ophiostomataceae
Exons: 3
Coding region: 1-1803 (600 amino acids)
Source: RefSeq, a predicted model, not a curated record